CCGGACAGUAAUGUGGAGUGAAAAAAACACGGGUAAGUUGGCCAGAAAAAGCCGUGCUGCGUUGGUAAACACGCAAUUCCGUGAAAAAGGAUGAAGUCAGGCUGACCCCACUAAACCUGAGGCCUUGUCUGGACGAUGAAGACGUCCUCCUCGUUAACCACGCAGCCUUCGACGUCCUGAGCCCAAGAAGACCGUAAAGGUCCUCGGUCGAAAGUGGUGAGAACGCUUACCUGUGGAACACCCUUCAUGGCCUUUUCGAUUUCGAACCCUGCCUGUCCUAGCUUUGUUAGGAGCCUCUCCCUAUAUGCUGAAUCUUGCACGAUGCGCAGUCGAUGAUAACGCAAACGAACCUGUGGACAAGUGAAGGAUAUUUCAUCCCAGCGCUGCUUCUUUGUUGCUUAUACCUCCUUGCUCCGCUCUGCUGUCACGGACUCAAACAGGCCUGCUCCAGCGAAACCCUGCUCAUUGACAUCAUUCCUCAUGCCUUCACAGGUUCACGGUGUACAGGGAGUGAGCUCACUUCAAGGUCUUCGCCAUUGCUAUCAGAUCGAAAGAUCAGACAAGCCGUCGGCCUCAAUGCAACGCUCUUCGACAGGAAGGAAACGAUCUGCGAAGGAAUGAAAAAAGAACGAUCCAGUCAUCCCGAUGAGGGCCAGUCCUUACUUGGGGUUUCUCUCCCUUCUUCACCCUAAAACUCAGGGCACGACCAGGAUAGUUCCCAACCAACGUCUCCCCGAGGCCUGGCACUACUUCUCCGUACCUGGUCAAAUUACAAGAAAUGUAACCAUGAUAGACCAGAAGGUGCACGGGCAGAGUGGAUACUUACACCUCGUCUUUCUCGUCUGAGAAAGGGUUCUGUGUGUGGAGGACGAAGGCGUAGGAGGCAGGCAACAGCUCCUGUAUGAGGACUGCCAUGUUCUGAAGGGGAAGAAAAACACACACACACAUGCAAACGAGCGAGCAUGGGAAAUCUUGCAAGAAUCGUUGCUUUGCGCACCAGCUCAUGAUACUUCCUUCCGGCUUUGGAUAAGCUGAGAGAAAGCGAAAGUCUUAUCGCCUGCAGCCGAAACGCACCGCUCACACUGAUUCCUACCUGACCCACGGGCGUAUACCAAAAAGGCUGGCCCAAACAGCUUUAACAGCUUCCCAAGCGGCAUCUUCGUCUUUGAGCAGAUCCAGAAGACGACAUUCGUCCUGCCCCUUUCCUCUCGCUGCAGCUUGCAUUGUCUCUUUAAGAGCGCUGAGGUAUUCAUCCGGCUCCACGAGCUCUUCGAUGAAAUGCUUUGCCUGUGCGUCAACAAACAAGGCGAAAGGAAUUCAAGUCUACUUAACUCAGAACUCUCGUACCGAUCCAAAUAUGCCAGCUGCGCGGUCAUUACUGGUGUCAGGUUUGAGCUGAGACAAAAGUGAUUUCAACCUUGGAAGAACAGUGUUCUCAUUCAACCUGAGACAAAGCCGUGGAAGGCAAAACAUUGUCAUUGCCGCACCUUUCCUCUUACGGAUGCAUUAGAGUUUUUUGCAUUGUCCCGUAAGGUAGGGCCUAUGAGAACACUCGAAAUGGCUGGCUGAGUACCUCGAAUAAGCUUCGUGCGGAGUCUUACCACGGCUUCUGGGGUCCUUAUUUCGAAUGGCAGUUGUGAUGAGGUUUCCAUCAAGGUUUUGGCUAGAAUCUGAAGGUUGAGUGACUUCGAGCCGACUACUGACCUGCAAACGAAAUGAUUAAGCAGCAAAGACGGCCACGUAAACCAAUCCCCUGGUCUCACCUGUCGAACUCCGACGGUGCGACAACCCAUCGAUUGCUUCGCUGUGUGAGAUUCAUCUCCGCUUGGCUGGCUCGCCUUCCCUUAAGCGCACUAUCCUCAAUCAGCAGCCGGCUUUCUUGUCUUGAUAGACCUCUCAUGGCCGCCUUUUUGGAUUGUUUGUCAAGAUCGUCAGGACGAGGCACCUCGGUGAUUGUCAAGCCUGUUGGACAUCAAGGAGUCGAUUGAAAGCAGUCUCGUAAAAGGAAGCGGCGCCGUCUCUCACCGGAUCCGUCCUUCUUUGCGCGAAUCUCAAUCCAUUUGCCCAAGAAGUCGCCUUCGAUCUGCUGAGUGAGAUCGGCGUCAAAGCUGACGGCUGAAGACACGACACAGUUUUGCAAUUGAUGGACACACUUUGGUACCAGUGUAGACCACUGCAAAUUAUUUGGAAGCCAACCUAGUAGGACGCCUGCGUUUCUCGCGCGGACAGAAACAUGACUAAGAAUAUCCUGAUCGAAGAAAUACCGAUUGUCUAUGAGGGAUCUAUGUGCGUACACUGACUCACCGGUGAUUCUGCAGCGCUCCGGACAAGAACACCAUGCACGCCCGCCGGAACUUCCUCCUCACCGCUGACGGCUGGCACAAGAUUACUGCGUCAGACUUGCCAAGCGAACAAAAAUUUCCUCACCGCCGCAAAGGAAAAUGGUAGGCCUUUCGUAGACUUUGUCCUGGAUGUGCAUAAGCCUGUUGUCACAGAGAACAGAAAUUUGUAUGUACUCGCAGAGCUCUUGUCAAGACUCUCUCCACCGGUCAAUCUUUUUCAGUUCCCCUUGGAUUCGGUCGACAACCGAUAUCAUUUGCCACGGCGGCAGGUGAGCAAUUGCUCGAAGCUCCGGCUCGAUGCGCUUGAGGACUAAACUCACCUGAUGGCGGUAAAUAAAGAAAACACUUUCAUCUCCUGUCAUCGCCCUUUUUUCAUGCUCCAAUCCAUAACCGAGAACAAAACGCUUCCGCGGACGACUUCAUCAACAAAGACCUGUGAUACGCCGACCGACAUUGUGUCUUCAUUUUAGGCGACUCGUGUGUGUAUGCAUGCGAUGCCAUACCUCCAAGACCUGCAUCGAGACAAACAACAUCGGUGAGAACAGGGAACAAUAAUGAUGAAGGGCCUCACCUGGGGAUCAGUUCCAACUUGGGAACCUAAGAACUUCGCCUUUGGUCCAAGCAGGUUCUGGAACUCAUCGACGACGUCUCCAACACUUCUUGCAGCUCGAUCACAAAGUCCCUGUGUGUGGAAAAAUCGAAUCGGUGCAAACUCUCUUCACUGAUGUCGCGCUUGAGUAAAUCGCGUACUUUGAGAAGAAGCGCACACUCGACAGCACCAUUCUGCCAGUUCAAACUUGCAGUUUUUCUGGCUAGUUGGACGAAGUCGCCAUAGAUCGCCCUGGAAACCACAAGCGGAGUCACCCCUGAGUCCUCGUUGUCUUCCUACAUUUGCUACCUCAGCUCUCCAUUCUCGGGCGCAUGGCCAGAGAGAGACAUCAGAAGGCUACCGAGCUGAAAGGUUCAUUAUGAGAGGCCAUGCGAUGUGAAAAGGCCUGUGUCUCUUUUUUUCUAACUUGGUCCGUUAGUUGGACGACCCUGUGUGUUUUUGGAAAGCAACGACAAGUAUGCGUUUGGAUGAGUGCUCCCGUUACCUUACCUUUUUUCGCCAUAUGUGCUCUGCAAACCACAACGUGAGAAAGGUGUAAUAAAAAGCUUGAUGCCAUACCAACCUGAAUGAUGAUGUUCUGUUGCUGUUCAAGGGCUAAGUCAAGAAAUAGGAUGUCCACAAGAGCGCCUGGGUCGACGUUCUUGUCAUUGAUGAUCCUUAGCAGUGCAUCUCUGCACUCCGCAACUCGCAUGAACUUGUGGUGGGCGCUGUUGCGACAGGUGAGACAAGCGGAUCAUGCCACCCGAUGUUCAAACCAAGACAAUAAAGUACCUGUCAAGUCCUCCCAUGUCUCCGUGAUCAAAGGACUUGGAUCUUCUUCUUCUGAGCCCCCCAUGUCCAACCUCGUGAAUUGCUCUUUCCAGUUGUCCGACAACGUCGUGUGGCAACUUUCCUCGUGCGUAAUCAAGCGCUGUCUGCACACGACGACCGUGAACAACACAGAUCAAGUCUUCCUCAGAUCAUUGCACCGAUCAUUACCGCCAGGUCAGUUGCGUCGUGCACCUGCAUGGCAUUUGGAAAGGAUUCAUUUAAGCGCCUUUUGUCUGUCUUUUUUCGUUCGUUCUUACGGAUUGAAGGAUCUUCAGGUAUUGGUCGAACUCGAAGAUAAGCUUGCCAGUGUCACCGUGCAUGUACGGCUCUUUAUUGAUUGGCCGGUCGUAGCUUGCGAGCCUCUCACGUGUGAUUCCGUGGUCGUUCAGCACGUCCCAAUAGGACUGCAUGUUCCCUCCGCUCCUCAAAAAAGCCAGAAGGGCCUUGCAAAUCCCAACCUACACCCAAGGAUGGAACCCAACGAUGGACGAGUCCUACGUGUGUCUUCGUUCACAGCGUACGUCGUCAGGCGUCCUGACGGCAAAGUAAGAAAAGAAACGCAUCAAUGGCAAGCAAGAGGAUAAAGGGUAGACCUACGUGUUGUUGUGCAGCUUUUGAUGCCACUACAAUCAUGAUAGGAACACCAAACGGCAAAGGUGUCCCAAUGCUGCUUUUCGUUUUGCUAGGAGGCCUGACCUGCUCGUAGAAGUGUCCGGCUGUAGGGAACGAACAGGAAAAUCCUUGUCUGAUUUCCGUUAAUGCUGCGGUUUUUCAAAGCUGACCUGUCUCAGGUAUGCCAUUUCUGUGCAUGAUCUGCCACGGACCAAAGGCAUGCAGAGUGAUCAGCUCUUAAAAUGAGUGAAUUAUCUUACAUGAAGUAUCUCGUCUCGAAUUCUCUGUCCUUGCGAGCCCCCGCGUCCGAGUGUACCGAUGACCAGACGGAUCUGAAAGAAAAAAGAACGAAUGUCUGGAAAAAAGGGGAAAGGGAAGGCGCUUGCCAAAGGACGGCAUUUGGGGGUUGUUUUCCAAACUUCUGCAAUCCUGAACGUACGAAAAAGGCCUUCUGUCCAGGACAUUCCGAGGAGCUUUUUUCGGUUAACCCACUUGUAAGACAGGGAAUUGGUUGCGCCUGCGAGUUCGCGAGGCUUCGUAUUGUAGUUGCGCUGCCAGUCUAAGAUCUUCAUGAAAGAGAAGCGCUGCCACACCUACAACAGGCAGGCGGGACAGCAGAACACGAACGUGAACGUGACGGAACGUGACGUCCCCAUUUCCAAAAGGAGCAGUUGCGCCGCCUACGUAAAUCCAACUCCAGAACUCCUGUUUUUCGUUCGCGAAAGAAACAACACGAAAAGAAACCGAUGAAGACGGGAAUGUGGAUAUCUUCUUUCCUCUAGACUGAAGUUUCAAACACACCUUGUCCGAGCUCUCGCGACUAAGGGGUGGAAGAACGAGACUGGAGAAGGAGGCGGUUGCAGUUAUCGGCUUUCGCGGCUCUUCUUGGAACACUGUAGCCCAGGAUUUAACCCUCGUUAGCGACUUUUUCUCCUCCUCUGAAAGGUUGACCGGUUGAUGCGAGAUCCGACGGCAAACGUUUCUUUUUCCUCCGGCGCGACUUACCAGGACGGUCUCCGUCCCAGUCCUCGAUAAUGCCGCGACAGAGGUUGUACCUGCCGAGAAACCAACCGAUUAUGAAUCAUUUUUCGUCUACCUGUUUGACGGAUGUCACCUGUGCAUCUGCAUUCACAGAACAAAUGCAUGCUCCUUUCGUUUCUCCGCGCGCGUGACUGGUGCGCCCGCCCGCACUUUACCAGUGUCCAUCCUCCGGCGUCCACCUUCAGUGUACAUUAAAGGAUGCACACAUGUGGCUGAAGUCGGCUUCGUUUGUAUAUAAGCCUAUUACCUCGCCUCCAAGUAUCUUCUCGACGACUUCGCGGUGUUCUCCUUUCCACCCAUCUGCUCCACUGGCACUGAGUCGUACGAGAAAGUCUUUGUUGUCAAUCGUCUUGAACCACCCAUCCCCUUUCUCUGCUUUCAAAACGAACGCCAGGCCCUCCACGAGCGGUACGACUCCGGCAUCCGUUUCUUCGUCGGGCUGGGCAGGACGAGCGGGAAGGACAAUCUGAUGAAAGAUCGACAUGUGAACUCAUUUGUUUUUUUCCCUCAGCGGCUCCUGACUUCGGUCUUGUAGAGGCCCGAUUCGUCAGGGACCAUCGGCGAAUUACACGAUCUGAAUGCAUGUCGGAGUGCCUGUCUGCAACCAAAAGGUCGUGUCUUACUUUUUGGGAUCGACGACAGCUGUGCCCGGGGGUCGACAAGAUUCUGGGGGGCAGGUCCACUGUGAUUUGCGCUUCCCCUCGAGAAUGCCCCAAUGGAGAAGGCAACCAAUUUCGAGACAUCCGACAAUUGUCACCUAACGCGCAUGUCAGAACGUGCAAUAUUGACUUGAGAGACGACCAACCCCCACCCUCGUGCACCUUGACUGCCUGCUUGUCUUGUGUAGACUCCGCACUGCAGUCGAGCUCCCCCAGCCCUCCAGUGAUCGACCACUGCUUGAAGAAGAUAUCAGCAUUGACGCGGCUGACAGCUCAUAUGAGGGACCAAGUCGGAUGGAAAGGGCUGAGUGCCUUCGUACCGUGCAUCUCUGCUGGCGUGGUAAUCGGAAAGGCGUUUUUUCCGCAUCAUCUCCUUUUCUUCCUCGGCCUUUUUCAGCUUCUCCUCAUACUCCUGUUCAUUAAAGCAAUCUAAGCAAUCUGUUCGACGAACGGUCUCGUGUUUCAACUCACAUACCUGGAUCGCGGCCUUCCACGACUCACUGAAGCGCACGCAAACACACACACACACACAAACGCACACACAACACACACGCAACACACACACACACACACACUCAGACGGAGAGGCGGCCAUGUGUGCGGGCGGGCCGGGAAAGCAACUGACCGGAUAGGAAUGUGAACGUCGAAGUCGUCAUUCCCCUGGCGAGAAGCACAACAUCGUAUACGUGUCACUGUCUCUUGAUCCGUGCUAGACAGGAAAGCCAUGCUUACGUGCUUCAGCCAGACGUUCCCUGCCUUCUCUUUCAGCACAAACAGAAGGUAUGGCGCCACACUCACACCGGGAAGCCACAAGUGAGUGCCUUGGAUUGCACUCGACGCGGCGCCAUCCGUAACACGCAGGCCAGACGCCGAGGCGUCAACGUCUACGGGCUGCAUCAAAAGCAUCCACGCAUCCGGGUGCAUGGAGGGGUAGCGCACACUGUCUGGGAGACCUACCAUGAAUUCGGUCUGCACAGCUUUCUCAUCCCACGCGGCUGUCUUGAAAGGCCGACUGUCGAUUGUAUCGAGCUGAGGCUUCCUCCAUUGCCCCUUCUGAUUCGCCAUGCCCUACCACACCAUCAUACACAGGUAGUCAAGCACCGAGCAAGGAAGGUGUGUCUCGUGAUGUUUGUGUGUGGUGUCAGGUGGACCCAGUGGAGAAGAAGACUCUUCGGUGCAUCCGUGAGCACAAAGAGGUCUGCGCCCUCUUCACCUUCGAAGAGGAGCAGCUCAAUACCUGCGGGGAUGGGAUGCUCGACUCUCCAAGACCUGGUUGGCAAUCAAUCAAUGAGUCGCUAUUGCUUUCGCAAGUACCAUUCCGCUCACUGGUGAACGGUUGCUUUGUCUCGGACGGCCAGCAGGUCCUUUGUUGUCUUCUUCAAGGCAGAGCCCCGGGACACUUCAGACACCAGAUGUGGAAAGUCGAUGAAGAAGUUGCCAUUCCCUUGCUUAAUCCACUGGUUAGGAGGCCUGAGUGUAUCGAUCGCACGGUCGACGCUCGCGUCGGUGUCUGACGGUGCCGACUCCCUCCAGCAGCCAACUUACUUGAACAGGACGAAAUACAGCCCUGCUGGCAUCACGGGAGCAGUCGCGGAGCCGUCUUCUGGCACGGCCGGCACAAAUGUCAGCGCCAAGUCGUGCCUGUCCUCUCUGCUCUCGAACAGAGAGCGCGCAGCCCCGGGAACGGCUUUCGUCUCCGCUCUGGGUGGAUAGAGCGCAGAGGGGGGAGGCGUCCACUGUUUCUUCGCAUUGCUCAAGCCCCAGUGUAGCCACAACUCUUCCCUGUAGCCACGCAGGCACAUGCACGCAGAGGGUGUGUGGGAUACCAAGAGCCCCUCGCAACAUACACAAAGCAACCCACCCAGUGCCAAAACCUUCUGCCUCAAGAGCAAUCUGUAUCUCCUCGGGGGACGCAACAACAGCAGCCACCUGACCAAACACAAACACCAAACACAGCGCAGCACACGACGCGAUGUAUGUGAGCCACAGCUGCUUGUAUCGAUGGCUGCACCCGCAGUUUCCUCCCGCCCAGAUUGAACGUGAUCUGAUGGGAGAGGCCGUUCAUCUCGGCUCGUGCUCAAACCGAAGCCUCAGAUCCGUCAAGCUCCGAACCAAGCGUCACUUGGGCAUCCCCCUUCAAGAUCGA
This is a messenger RNA of Vitrella brassicaformis, 8220 nucleotides long. The record is from the annotation of a GenBank genome assembly. Lineage: Eukaryota; Vitrellaceae.